This is a messenger RNA of Bipolaris oryzae ATCC 44560, 1785 nucleotides long. RefSeq lists its product as uncharacterized. Gene Ontology annotation, biological process: protein transport to vacuole involved in ubiquitin-dependent protein catabolic process via the multivesicular body sorting pathway. The transcript has 3 exons. Bases 1 to 1785 code for a protein of 594 amino acids. NCBI's taxonomy places the organism in Eukaryota, Fungi, Ascomycota, Dothideomycetes, Pleosporales, Pleosporaceae. Gene Ontology annotation, molecular function: phosphatidylinositol-3-phosphate binding; ubiquitin binding. Gene Ontology annotation, cellular component: late endosome membrane; ESCRT II complex. The record is from RefSeq and is a predicted model, not a curated record.
AUGUUCCUGCACCAGCUCGACCUCACCACCGCACUGCGCCCGUCGCUCCUGCCGGAGGAGACGCUGCUUUUUGUCCAAGAUGCCGUAGGGCUCUACGAGGGGAAGUUCAAGAUACCCGAGUAUCAAAACGGGCAAUCGUAUCUUACCUCACACCGCGUCUGCUAUGUCGAUCACAAUGAGCCGCGCAAGAAUUCCGUUGCCAUCUUCCUGAAAGACGUCGAGAAACCAGAGUUCUAUGCUGGCUUUCUCAAGUCGUCGCCCAAGGUAACUCUCUACCCGAAGCCCUUGAAGCAGCUAUCGCGAGGUGCUCCUUUGGCUCCCACGCCAACCGCCUCGUCCUCCUCUACUCCGCCGCGGCACAGCAGCCCCGCGCCUCCACCUCCUGCGAGCGCAACAUGGGUAUGCCCGAUAUGCUCCUUCUCCAACCCUGUGCCUUCCAACUUCGAUCCCGCUCUCGCAUCUCGCGCACCCAUACCUCCCUGUCUGGCUUGCGGAAUAAAGCCGCCGACUGUACAUGUCGUCAAAGCAGCCAUAGCGGCCAUGUCGAAUCGACCAGCCCCUGGCCCGCCUCCGAAAGAUGUGAAGAAUGGAACUCCUCCUCCUCUUUCGGCUUCCACAACAUCGCCAUCGGCAUGUCCUCGUUGCACCUACCAGAACCAUCCUUCUCUCCUCAAUUGCGAGAUUUGCGGUGCAUCCCUGACAACUGCUGUAGACAAGCGCUUCGACAUGCUCCAGGAGCCCACCAGGUCCCAAUCUCCAGGCCCAACACUCUCGUCACCGUUACAGUCCGACACCAUUGAAUGCAUCAAGCUAUCUUUCCGUGCUGGUGGGGGUCCUAUAUUUUACGAGCGCCUGAAGAAUGCACUGGUGCAGCGCAAAUGGCUCCUUCAAAGUGCCCCGCCAAUCCCUAAGCCACGAUUAGCCUCUGUUUUAGCUGACGAUGGCUACACCAUACAAUCUGACGCUUCGUCUGUAGAGCCUGAACGACCCCGAGUUGUUGGUAUUGCGGGUUUGGAGCGACGCGGAUUAGAGCAGAGACAGAACAACGAGGCCAUGAUAGGCAGCGCCUUUGAGGACCUUGAGGCUUUGAUGACAUCAGCAAAAGAGAUUAUCGCUCUUGCAGAACAAUUUGCAUCACAGGCCAACUUGGGCACUAAUAGCAGCUCUGAGGCAAACGCGUUAGCAUCUCAGUCGGCGUCUGCACUGGGUCUGAUUACGACAAAGGACAUGCUUGGUUCUGGGUCAGGUUCUGAGUCACUGUAUGUGUCGGAGCUUUCGAGAAAUCUGGCCGAGUGGCUUACCGAUGACACGCAUGGUAUCCUGCGAAAAGAAGGUGGCAUCAUGACACUUGUGGAUCUUUGGGCUGUCUUCAAUCGUGCAAGGGGCGGUGUGGAGCUUGUUAGUCCCUCAGAUUUUGAGAAGGCAGCACGCAUGUGGGAUACGUUGAAAUUGCCAGUGCGCCUAAGGCAAUUCAAGAGUGGUCUUCUAGUCGUACAAGGGCGUGAUCGCACUGACGAGAAAACUAUUGCCAGUCUCCUGGCUUGGUUCAAGACUUUUCACCAAGAGCCUCCCAGCAUGGAGGUCACAUGGGAUUGGCAGACAUUCGGUAGGGGCGUAACAGCGCAAGAGACAGCUGAAAGAUUUGGUUGGAGUGUUGGUGUCGCGACAGAGGAGCUGGAAAUGGCUGAGGAAGCGGGUGCACUCUGUCGAGAGCAGGGAAUUGACGGGUUCAGAUUUUGGGAGAACUGGCUAGUUACGAUGCCGGGGGAUAUUACGGUGGCUUGA